AUGGACGAGAAACCCGCCCAGCCUACACCGGGCCCGGCCACACGGCCUCCUGUUCAGACUUCCCGGCGCAGCUGGUUCAUCUGGCUGUGUGCGUUCGUCGCAGGCGGCUGGUUGUUCUGGCCCCACUGCACGCAUCUCCGCCAGGCACUGCGAACGCCCAUCACCCUCGAGAGCCGGCACACCGCUCAUCGAACCCCUCCUGACAUCGACCUGAUCAUUGACCUCGGCAUAGAUGGCCACGACGACUUCCCCAUCUUGAUUCGGAUGCUGUAUCACAACCACAUCUAUGGCUCUAACUUCACCGAGUCGUUCAUUCAUGGCAAUCUGUCUGGACAUGUCGAUCUGCCACGGCUGAAGAAGGGCUAUGUCGGCGGUACCUUUUGGAGUGUCUUUGUGCCCUGUCCGUCGGAUGGGAUGGACUUUUCCGACGAGAAUUAUGCCCCAAGCGUGCGUCAAACGGUCGAGCAGGUAGACGUGAUGUCGCGCGUGCAAAAGGCCUACCCGGAGAUCUUCUCACGUCCGCCCAACGGCACGACCGCCUUGAAGGCGUUUCAGGAGGGCAAGAUCAUCUCUCCCAUGGGCAUCGAGGGCCUGCAGUCCAUUGGUAACUCUUUGGCUCAUCUUCGGAUGUUCUACGACAUGGGUGUCUCGUAUGCAACGCUCACCCACAAUUGCCACAACAAGUACGCGGAUGCCGCCCUUGUUGAGCUGCCCGAUGGGGGGAUGAAGAAAGCGGAUCCUCUCUGGCACGGAGUCAGUCCGGCUGGCCAGAAGGUGGUAUAUGAGAUGAACCGACUGGGCAUGAUUAUCGACCUGGCUCACGUGAGUCUGGAGACGAUGCGGGAUGUGCUGGGUGCCGGCAAGACCGAAUGGGCCGGCAGUCGGGCCCCGGUGAUCUUCAGUCACAGCUCUGCGCACGCGCUGUGCCCGCAUCCUCGAAAUGUCCCGGACGACGUGUUGGAGCUGGUGCGGCAGACCAACUCGAUCGUGAUGGUCAACUUCGCGCCUGAUUUCAUCUCCUGCACCGCUUCGGACAAUGAGAAUGGCCUGCCCGACACGGAUGUCAAGCACGCCACCCUAGAGCGGGUUGCAGACCACAUCGUCCACAUUGGCACCGUGGCCGGAUUUGACCAUGUCGGCCUGGGGAGUGAUUUUGACGGCAUUCCGACCGGCCCGCAAGGGCUGGAGGAUGUAUCCAAGUUCCCCAACCUGAUCGCGGAGCUCCUGCGGCGCGGGGUGAGCGAUGAGGACGCUGCGAAGGUCGCUGGCGGCAACCUUCUACGAGUGUGGCGCGCGGUGGAUCAGGUUGCACUGGAAAUGCAGUCUCGAGGGGAGUAUCCUGCGGAGGAUUAA
This is a messenger RNA of Penicillium argentinense, 1353 nucleotides long. RefSeq names its product putative dipeptidase. NCBI's taxonomy places the organism in Eukaryota, Fungi, Ascomycota, Eurotiomycetes, Eurotiales, Aspergillaceae. The record is from RefSeq and is a predicted model, not a curated record. The transcript has 4 exons. Gene Ontology annotation, molecular function: metallodipeptidase activity. Bases 1 to 1353 code for a protein of 450 amino acids. Gene Ontology annotation, biological process: proteolysis.